Molecule: messenger RNA, 204 nt
Organism: Verticillium dahliae VdLs.17
Lineage: Eukaryota; Fungi; Ascomycota; Sordariomycetes; Glomerellales; Plectosphaerellaceae
Exons: 1
Molecular function (GO): protein binding
Source: RefSeq, a predicted model, not a curated record
GGGGGCGCCCCCGCCGGUGGCGGCAGCGUCUGCGAGUCCGUCUACACCGUCGCGCGCGAGUCGCUCGGCGGCCGCAGGGCGCCCCUCGGCGGCGAGGGCGUCAAGGUCUUUGACGUUGCGUGGGAUGCCACGUGGGGCAUCGUCAGCGGUGGCGAGGACAAGAAGGUCCAGAUCAACAGGGGGCGGGACUUGCUGGCGCAGUAG